GCUGUAACAUUGACCCAACCUUCAUCUCAGCCAAAGCUACCUCCAUCUACAUCCUUAUUUACACCUGCGCCACCUUCGGAGGUAAAUAGCGACAUGGUUACUGAAGUUGAUCCGGAAUUGGCUCUCUACUUGAAUCGCAAUUACUGGGCAGGUCGUGCUGCAGCCAAUGCCGAGAGCACUGACUCCUAUAUCUCCGGAUUUACGCCAACCGCACCCACUUUCCCACCUCCAGUCAAUCCAGAUUACGUCCCCAGUGUUGUUGAUACCUCAAGUGAGAGAGCUCAGGAGAUGGCGUCUGUUGAGGUUCCUCCUGAAGGCAGUGUUCUUCCUGGUGUUCCAGCACUGACUUCUCCCAAGACUGAGGAAUUCCUGAGUGCUUUGAAGAAAAGCCUUGAUGUCUUCAAUAAUCGCAUGAAGGUCUGCAAUCAGCGUGGUCGGCCAGUUUCCGCCGACAACACUCUUCAAACUCUAUUCAGAACUCUUCAUCAGAUGAAUAUGCAGCUGAUGCAGUACUCUGCCGAUCUGGAGACAAGAAGAACGUGUUUGGAAAAGGUGCAGGAUCAGACCGCUCAGAUAAAAGAGGCUCGUGAAGCUCUGGAUUCCCUUCGAAACGAUUACGCUGAACAACGAAGACGUGAAGAAGAAGAAGCUCACCGGCAGCGUCAAAUUCAAAUGAUGCAAAAGGUUGAACACUUGCGGCAGAAAAAGAGGGCUGCAAUCGAGGCUCAGAAUCGCCAGUUAAUGGAGGAAUCAAUGGCCUCCCAACAACUGUAUUCGCAAUAUGCCGGCUACGGUCAUCUAAUGUAUCCGGGUAUGGUUCCACCUACAAUGAUGCCUUAUGGCACACCACAUAUGACUCCUAUGGGCUAUGCCCCGGCUGACUAUUAUGCCGCUCAACAGCAACAGCAGCAGCCACAACAGCAUUAUGAUCCUUCACUCCCACAGCAAUCGCAACAGCAAGUUCAACCUCAAACGCAGUCUCAAGAACAGAUAGGCCAGCAACCCACCAAUGGAGUAGCAGAACAGCAUGCACCGACCGCAAAUAUGGCCGCACCUGUGAGUGAUGACCAAAAUCUCCCGGACUCGUUUAACUUCCAAAGACUGUAUGAGAAGGGUCGGUGA
This is a messenger RNA of Rodentolepis nana, 1122 nucleotides long. The record is from the annotation of a GenBank genome assembly. Lineage: Eukaryota; Metazoa; Platyhelminthes; Cestoda; Cyclophyllidea; Hymenolepididae.